Ictalurus punctatus (channel catfish) is the source of this 1997-nucleotide messenger RNA. RefSeq names its product CMRF35-like molecule 8. Lineage: Eukaryota; Metazoa; Chordata; Actinopteri; Siluriformes; Ictaluridae. The coding region runs from base 1 to 1167 and encodes 388 amino acids. The transcript has 7 exons. The record is from RefSeq and is a predicted model, not a curated record.
AUGAAGAUCCUCCUCAUCUUCACCCUCUGUCUGAUCCCAGCAGAGUUCAGUGUGAUGAUCAGAGAACUCACUGUAGAGGACACUGGGACGUACCAGUGUGGAAUUGAUUUACCCAGGGAGAUAGACAUUUACACACCAGUGGAACUGAAGGUGAAGGAAGAUCUGUCCUAUGAGAAGUCCAUCAGUAAGACUGUCCAUGUAGGAGGAGAUUUGAAUGUCAGCUGUAAAUACCCAGAAUCCUUCAGGAGUGACCCCAAGUUUCUCUGCAAGACGAGGCUGCAACGUGCUGCUUGUUCUUAUAAAGUAUCUGUUAAAGAAAGUAGAAAAGAUGUAAAUGAGGGGAAAUUCUCCCUGUAUGAUGACAGAGAAACACAAAUGUUCACUGUGAGUAUUAGAAAUGUAACUGAGCAGGACUCUGGUGAAUACUGGUGUGGAGCUGAAGCAGCCUGGACAUCUGAUGAUGGAUACAAGGUUUAUUUCACACAGAUCGACCUGACAGUUACUGAUCCACGUGUCCCAGUUUCAGCCUCGAUACCAACACAACCUUCAUCAUCAUUAUCAUCAUCAUCAUCACCACCACCACCAUCAUCAUCAUCGUCAUCAUCAUCAUCAUCCUCAUUAUCAUCUGAGCUUAAUCCAGCUUCUCCUCCAGCAGGAUUUCCAGUUUCCACUGUGAUCACUGUGUCUGUAAUUCUGCUGCUGCUUCUGAUUGGAAUCAUAUUCCUCUUCGUGAUUCUACAUAAGAAAUGCAGGAUACAAGCAGGUACAACUUCUAUUGGCGAGAGUUCUGUCCAAGGCUCAGGAAACGACCAAGAGGAGGUUAAAUACACCAGACGCCUUUCUGCCUCAGACGCUGGAACAGUUUACUGCAAUGUUCAACUAGCCACAAUCCCCUCUGGUCCUACCCAAAAUGUUUAUGCCAACGUUUAUUCUACUCCUCAAUUACCCACAAUCCCUCCUGAUCAGGAAAUCUACUCCACGGCUCAGUUACCCACAAGUCUCUCUGAUUCCUCAGCCAGUGCUGAUCAGCAGUUAGUUGGGGAAUCUGCUGAAGGCCUGAAUUAUGCAGCAGCCACCGGCUCUAAUGCAGUUCCAAAGAUGACCUUUAAGAAGCAAGAGAUAUCAUAUGUGUAUGAUACAGUCAGUCAUGUUAAUUCAUGUGGCUAGUUUAUAAUAAUUAGGUCUCCAAGCAUCACCAUCAUCAUCAUCAUCAUCAUCAUCAUCAUCCCAUCCAUCCAUUCAUCCCAGUCAUGUGUCCUGGUCAGGUUUGCAGUAGAUCUGGAGCUUUGGGAACACUGGACGUGAGGCAGGAAUACACCCUGGGAGGAAUACCAGUCCAUCGUAGCUUCUGGUAUUUUCUCUAAUUUUACAAUAAGUACAGAUUGUGAUUUUUCUUUAAUAUGAUCACUGCUUGUGGCUAUAUUCAUCUUUGUAUUUUCAUCCAUUUUGAAUAGCUAUAUGAACGUAUGGUAUGUACUGAGUGUGGUGUGUAUUGUAUGUGUGGUCUAUGUUAUGUUUGGAAAGAAAUGCCGUAUGUAUUAAUAUAUGGAGAAAGGUAUGCAUUAUACUUUAUAUAGGAGUAUGAUUUUAAAUAGUAUAUUUACAGAAAGUGAGUGCUAGAAGAAAGAGAGAAGUGGAGACAUUCAUCUUAUCUUAACCCCAAAGUCUCAAAAUCAGCUUGACCCGCUCACUUCACUUUUUGUUCACAUGUUGUUCAUUUUUAUUUUGUCUUAUAGUGACCACACUCAUUAUUACUGCUCUGCGUACUUAUAUCAGCCAUCCUCAUGCCCUCUGUUUCAUAAUCAAGACUCUGAUUCUGUCGUGUAUGCUUCUUCAGAUAAAGGCACACAGUGUAUUUUUGUCAUUCAAAUAUUUUUUUUUUUAUGUUGAAUUCAUUAUGGACUGUUCACUUUUGAUGUUUUCAGCAGGAUGUUAUGCAAUAAAUAAUUUUGAAAGUUUCUCAAGUGCAUAGUAUUGUUCCUAAGCAGGAAGUAAUU